Vitis riparia (riverbank grape) is the source of this 804-nucleotide messenger RNA. RefSeq names its product vacuolar protein sorting-associated protein 55 homolog. The coding region runs from base 158 to 574 and encodes 138 amino acids. NCBI's taxonomy places the organism in Eukaryota, Viridiplantae, Streptophyta, Magnoliopsida, Vitales, Vitaceae. The record is from RefSeq and is a predicted model, not a curated record. The transcript is spliced from 5 exons. Gene Ontology annotation, biological process: late endosome to vacuole transport via multivesicular body sorting pathway. Gene Ontology annotation, cellular component: endosome.
GGCCCGUGGGCUCAUCUUGUUCCUUAAGCUGUAUCCAGAAAGACCAGCUUCGGUCCGAUGAGAUCGACGGAAUCUGGAUCUUAGAUCCUCAAAACGCUGCGUUUCAAUCCAUCUUUUACCGUUAUUACCCCAUAUGAGGUGAGGGGCAAGUCAGAUUAUGGCAGACUUACCUGGACAUGUGCUUGCCUGCUUGCAUAGUGGGAAGCUUGCUUUCUUGGCAAUUUUGGUCUCUGGAGGGAUUGUAUUGCAAAUUUUGGCGUGUGCUCUGUUCAACAAUUGGUGGCCUAUGCUGACAGUAAUAAUGUAUGUUCUUCUUCCCAUGCCUUUGCUGUUCUUUGCUGGGUCUGACACUUCUUCUCUCUUUUCUGAAUCUGGGAAUAGCUGGGUGGAUGCAACCAAAUUCUUGACAGGAGCAUCAGCUGUUGGGAGCAUUGCUAUACCGGCUAUUCUAAAGCAUGCUGGUGUAAUUGGCUGGGGCGCCCUGGCAUUGGAGCUCUCAUCCUUCUUUGUAAUUGUAGUGGCCAUAAUGUGUUACAUCCAGAUGAAUUCCGACAAUGAAUACCGAAUGCUCUGAUAUGCAUAUGGCUUGCCCUAGGGAGGGCUUCACCCCGCUUGUAAAGUGAUGUGGAUGUCCAUUCCAUUGUGUUGAGGCUUUUUAUUCCAUUGUUUGUUUUUUCUUAGAGCGUGAGCAUCAUCUUCCAUAUUUUGGUUUAACAUAUAAAGGAAACAUUGUUGUGUCGAUUGAACAAGACCCUUUGUUCGUGUUAUAAAUUUUAUCAAUUUUUUGGUUUUGCUUGACAGAAA